This is a messenger RNA of Monascus purpureus, 732 nucleotides long. Lineage: Eukaryota; Fungi; Ascomycota; Eurotiomycetes; Eurotiales; Aspergillaceae. The record is from the annotation of a GenBank genome assembly.
AUGCCGCCUGCGAAGCUCAACCAAGUCUCUUCGGCAGGGAUAACAGUCGACGCCGUGACUGGUGAACACUACAUUCCCUCGUCCCUCCGCGCAGAUGGCUCCAAACGUCGUGAGAUCCGUGUCCGACCCGGCUACAGACCCCCUGAGGACGUCGAAAUAUACAGGACCCGCGCAGCAGAGGCAUGGAAAAACAGAGCCAAGGCUGGAGUCCCCGGAGCAGAAGGCUUGACCAACGACGACGAGCGAACCGGGAAAGGCGGCAGCAGCAGCACAACCAGCAACAACAAAAACGCGAAACGAAGGGAAGCAAGGAGGAAAGCAAAGGCUACAGAUGCAGAUGCAGGCGAAACAACAAAUACAAACAGAGAAGCACGAGCGACGAAGAACGAGAGAGACGUCAAGGCAAUCGACAACUGGCGCUCUUUUGCUGCCAACGGUGACGGCAACAAUAAUAAAAAGAAGUCCGAGAACCAGCCGCAGCCGACAGAAAAGCAAGAAGAACCUGUAGACCUGGAGGCCGAAAAGGAAAAGAAAGCGCGCAAUCUGAAGAAGAAACUGAGGCAGGCGCGCGAACUAAGUGACAAGAAGGACAAGGGCGAGUCGCUUCUCCCCGAGCAGCUGGAGAAGGUUAUCAAGAUUCAGGAGCUGAUUCGGCAACUUGAGUCGUUGGGGUUCGAUUCAAACGGGGAAAAGAAGGCGCCUACUGAAGAAAACGAGAAGGCAAAGGCUUGA